ACAAGGCGAAGCGUUCUAAUGCCUUCACUGCAACUCAAUGCCUCCUCAUCUUUUUUAACUUCUCAAGGGAGCUGUCCGAGGGAAAAACGAAAAGAAAGAGCUUUCUCUCUCUCUCUCUCUCUCUCUUUGUGAGUUCGCGGGAGGGGGCAAAAAUGGCGGUCAGGGCGAUGGAUGUGCCCGCCCUCUCUCUUCUGCUCGCUAUUCUCGUCUUGAGCUCUUGCCGAGGAGCUCGGUCGGAUGCGUCGGAUCACAGAUACAAGGACGGUGACCCCGUUCCUCUUUACGUCAACAAAGUCGGCCCCUUUCACAACCCCAGUGAGACGUAUCGUUAUUUCGAUCUACCGUACUGUUCACCAGGGGACGUGAAAGAGAAGAGAGAGGCUCUGGGCGAGGUUUUGAAUGGCGAUCGUUUGGUGGUUGCGCCUUACAAGCUUGAUUUCAAGGUCAUGAAGUCGUCGGAACCUGUGUGCAAGAAGAAAUUAUCCAAGGAAGAGGUUGUGACAUUCAGGCAAGCGGUGAUCAAGGAUUACUACUUCCAGAUGUACUAUGACGAUCUGCCGGUUUGGGGAUUCAUCGGGAAAGUUGAGAAGGACAGCAAAAACGAUCCUAGCCAGGCGAGAUAUUUGCUCUUUAAUGAAGUUCGUUUUGAGGUCUUGUACAACAACGAUCGGGUGAUCGAAAUCAGCGUCCAGGCUUCUCCAGAGACCGCAGUUGAUAUUACUGAGGAUAAGGAGGUCGAUGUGGAAUUUUCAUAUUCAGCGUCGUGGAGGCAGACAAAUACACCUUUUGAGGCGAGGAUGGAGAGAUACUCGAAGUCAUCUUCGCUGCCUCAUCACCUGGAGAUCCACUGGUUCUCGAUCAUAAACUCCUGUGUUACUGUCCUUCUUCUCACUGGAUUUCUUGCGACCAUUCUAAUGCGUGUGCUAAAGAAUGACUUUGUCAAAUAUUCUCAUGAUGAGGAGUCUGCUGAAGACCAAGAGGAGACUGGAUGGAAGUACAUCCAUGGAGAUGUUUUCAGAUACCCAAAACAUAAGUCCUUACUCGCUGCUGUUCUUGGGUCUGGGACGCAGCUGCUGACUCUGUAAAACAAUCUUUAUUUUAUCCUGGCACUAGUUGGGGUCUUCUAUCCAUAUAACAGAGGAGCUCUAUUCACCGCACUGGUUCUUAUAUAUGCUUUUACAUCUGGUAUUGCUGGUUACACUGCAACGUCUUUCUAUUGCCAGCUGGAGGGAACAAACUGGGUGAGGAAUUUGUUGCUCACUGGAUGCCUCUUUUGUGGGCCUCUAUUCCUUACAUUUUGUUUUCUAAACACUGUUGCUAUAGUUUACAGUGCUACUGCAGCAUUGCCAUUUGGCACCAUCCUGGUUAUUCUUCUCAUAUGGAUGCUAGUUACAUCACCUUUGCUUGUCCUGGGUGGUAUAGCUGGUAAAAAUAGUAAGGCUGAGUUCCAAUCUCCAGUUCGGACAACAAAAUAUCCUAGGGAGAUCCCACCAUUGCCUUGGUACAGAGGAACUCUCACCCAGAUGGUGAUGGCUGGAUUUUUGCCUUUCAGUGCUAUCUACAUUGAACUUUACUAUAUCUUUGCAAGUGUAUGGGGGCAUCGAAUCUACACCAUCUACAGCAUUCUGUUCAUUGUUUUCAUCAUUCUCAUCAUUGUCACUGCAUUUAUCACCGUGGCACUGACAUAUUUUCAGCUCGCUGCUGAAGAUCAUGAAUGGUGGUGGAGGGCUGUUCUUUGUGGAGGAUCUACAGGGAUAUUUAUCUAUGGAUACUGCCUGUAUUACUACUAUGCACGAUCGGACAUGUCCGGUUUCAUGCAAACGUCUUUCUUCUUUGGUUAUAUGGCAUGCAUUUGCUAUGGCUUCUUCCUCAUGCUUGGAACUGUUGGCUUCCGUGCUUCAUUACUGUUUGUUCGCCAUAUAUAUCGGUCAAUCAAGUGCGAGUAAUUAGAGUGCCUCAGAGAAAAUUCAGGUACCUUGUUAGCUGGUUCUCUACUUUCCAAGCUUUGAUAUAGAGAAAUAGCUUCAGAUAUGUUUUGUUGGAGUAGAUACUAGGAAAAAAUAACUGUUAACUCAAACAAGCCAGGAAGAUUGACGGUGUUUCCAGAAAAAAAGCUAGCUGAGCAAUAUCUUUUUUCUUGGGGAGCAUGGUUUGUGAGAGAACCUCAAGGCUCAGAUAUAGGAGUAGUUUGUAAGUUGUAACCUUACAUGUACCUGUACUUUCUGGAAAGCCAUUUUCGUUCUCAUUGUUGCUUCUCUGGACUGCUUCCCUCAGGAGUUGAUGUAUAUUCUACGGAGGAAUAUUUCCUUAUGGGCUUCAAAAAUGUCUGUAUUUCUUACGUUGGUGAAUGGGAAUUGAAUUUCAAAAUUCUGCAUAUUGUUUUGGUUA
This is a messenger RNA of Nymphaea colorata (pocket water lily), 2388 nucleotides long. RefSeq names its product transmembrane 9 superfamily member 2. NCBI's taxonomy places the organism in Eukaryota, Viridiplantae, Streptophyta, Magnoliopsida, Nymphaeales, Nymphaeaceae. Gene Ontology annotation, biological process: protein localization to membrane. The record is from RefSeq and is a predicted model, not a curated record. The transcript is spliced from 7 exons. Gene Ontology annotation, cellular component: membrane.